Molecule: messenger RNA, 5217 nt
Organism: Colletotrichum aenigma
Lineage: Eukaryota; Fungi; Ascomycota; Sordariomycetes; Glomerellales; Glomerellaceae
Gene: DRS1
Product: ATP-dependent RNA helicase DRS1
Exons: 3
Coding region: 1-5217 (1738 amino acids)
Cellular component (GO): actin cortical patch
Molecular function (GO): ATP binding; nucleic acid binding; phosphatidate phosphatase activity
Source: RefSeq, a predicted model, not a curated record
AUGGCUUCCUCUCAGAAACGCAAGCCUAUCGACGACGACUUUGUCCACACAAUCUCCGACAAUGACGAGGACAUUGUCGAGGAAGAAGAGGCUAUCGCGCCGCCCCCGAAGAAGAAGGUGAAGACCGCCAAGAAGUCAAAGAAGUCUAAGAAGGGCGAGGAAGAGGAGGAGGAAGAGCGCGAAGGCAUCUGGGGCAAGAAUGAAGACGACGACGGUGCCAUGGACUCCGACUUCGAGUUUGCCCAAGACGGCGCUGUCGAACUCGGCGACGACGAGUUCGAGGGCUGGGGCUUCGACGGCGCAAAGAAGUCCAUGAAGAACCAGGACCCGGUUGGCGUCGAUUUGGAUGAGAUCAUCCGCAGGAGGCGCGCGAAGAAGACCGACGAGGAGGAGCCCGAAGUCGCCGUACAGGAGGAGGCUGGUGACGACGACGAGGAGGCAGAGAACGACAUGGAUAUCGACCUCGACGACGAUGAAGACGGAGUGCUUGCCGACGACGCCUUCGGUAUGGGUGUUGACUCUGAGAAUGAAGAAUCGGCCGACGAGGAGAUUCCCGACGCAGAAGACGCAGAAGACGAGGACGCCGCUGCAUCAGACAACGACUCCGUUGCGACACCAGUAGACCACCCCGACGACGCUCGCGACGAUUCAGACGACGAAGAGGAGGAUGCAGAGGAACAAGCCAAGCGCGAUGCCUUCUUCGCGCCAGAGGAGCCCGCGCAGCCCGGCAAAAAGGAUAUCGCUUCAUCAUUCCAGGGCAUGUCUCUGUCGCGUCCCCUGCUCAGAGGUCUUGCCGCCGUUGGCUUCUCAAAGCCCACUCCCAUUCAGGCCAAGACCGUGCCUAUCGCUUUGAUGGGCAAGGACGUCGUCGGUGGUGCAGUCACUGGUUCCGGAAAGACGGCCGCCUUCGUUGUGCCCAUUCUCGAGCGUCUCCUCUACAGGCCCAAGAAGGUGCCCACCAGCCGUGUCGUCAUCCUCACCCCUACCCGUGAGUUGGCUAUCCAGUGCCACGCCGUCGCUACCAAGCUGGCAGCCUACACGGAUAUCAAGUUCACCCUGGCUGUUGGUGGUCUCAGUCUGAAGCAGCAAGAGGUCGAGCUCAGAUUACGGCCGGAUGUCAUUAUUGCCACUCCCGGUCGUUUCAUCGAUCACAUGAGAAACUCUGCCAGCUUCAACGUCGACACUGUAGAGAUUCUGGUGCUUGAUGAGGCCGAUCGUAUGCUCGAAGACGGUUUCGCCGACGAACUGAACGAGAUUCUCACCACACUUCCCAAGUCAAGACAGACCAUGUUGUUCUCUGCCACCAUGACAUCGUCCGUCGACCGCCUGGUCCGCGUUGGCAUGAACAAGCCUGCCAGGGUCAUGGUGGAUUCCCAAAAGAAGACAGUCGGCACCCUGGUGCAAGAGUUCAUCCGCCUGCGUCCCGGCCGCGAGGAGAAGCGUAUGGGCUACUUGAUUCACAUCUGCAAGACGAUGCACACCGAGAGGGUCAUCAUCUUCUUCCGCCAAAAGAAGGAGGCUCACAGGGCAAGAAUCAUCUUUGGUAUGCUGGACAUGUCUUGCGCCGAGCUCCACGGUAGCAUGAACCAGGCUCAGAGAAUUGCCAGUGUAGAGAACUUCCGUGACGGCAAGGUUAACUACCUCUUGGCCACCGAUCUUGCGUCUCGUGGUCUCGACAUCAAGGGCGUUGACACCGUCAUCAACUACGAGGCGCCCCAGAAGCUGGAGAUUUACGUGCACAGAGUCGGUCGUACUGCGCGUGCCGGCCGAAGCGGUGUCGCCGUCACCCUGGCUGCCGAGCCGGACCGUAAGGUCGUCAAGGCCGCGGUCAAGGCGGGCAAGUCCCAGGGGGCCAAGAUCAUGAGCCGUGUCAUCGAGCCUGCGGAAGCAGACAAGUGGCAGGCCCAGGUCGACGAGAUGGAAGAUGAGAUUGAGGAGAUCAUCGUCGAGGAGAAGCAAGAGAAGCAGUUCGCACAGGCCGAGAUGCAGGUCAGGAAGGGAGAGAACAUCCUCGAGCAUGAGGCCGAGAUCAAGUCCAGGCCGAAGAGGACAUGGUUCGAGACGGAGCAGGACAAGAAGAAGGCCAAGGACGCGGGCCGGGCCGAGCUCAACGGCGAGGGCGGCCCGGGCAAGAAGAAGGUGAAGAUGAGCAACAAGGCUAGAAAGCAGCUCGACGCCAAGGCCACGAGGAGCGAGGGCCACGUAUGGAAGAAGGGCAAGGCGGAGCGUGCUGGACAAGGCGCCGUGCUGAACCUCAAGAAGAAGAAGGCCCCCAAGAACGGCAGAAUGAGGGCGAAGAUGGCCCGUGGAAAGAGUCUACUACGAUACCUCUUCCCGCGAACCGUCCGAGAUCGAUAUCGCGAGCGCGUGCUCAACUUCCGGCUCGACACGCUUCCGCAGCUCAAGCAUCGCUUCCAGUCCCGCAUUUACCGGUUGAUUCUUGAGCGCCAGCGCAAGCGGAACGAGAAGUCGAGGCUCGUCGACGUUUUCCGGCGGCAAAGUCGCCGGCUGCUCUUGGGCCCACCCCCAGCGAGGCCGGCGAGGCAUGCGAGAGCAGGACGUCCAGGCAAAAAGAUGCCCACUUGGUCAGACUACACAGGCAACGGAGGAGGAGGAGCUGCGGCCAACUCCAGCCGCAAUGGGGACGGGAACGGCUACGGAUAUGGCGCGGCGCCAGAGGGCGAGCCUGCACAAGGCGAGCGAGGUUUCCGUCGGAAAUGGCUGGCUGCAAAGGCAGGCAGCAUGUACCGCGCCGGUGCAGUUGCGAUGAACGAGAUAAGAGAAGGAUAUGCGCAGACGCGGGUGCGGUCGCUUGAAGCAGACGACGGCAUGCCGAGGACGACGAUACCCGGAUCAUUCCCGGAUGUUGCCAUUACGGUGCAAGGCGACGACCAGAUGGUCAUCUUUCCGUCAUAUGCGAAGCGACACACUAAGCAAGAUUGGGGCGACGAUAACGAGUACAUCUCAAACGAACCACACGGGGCCAUUAGAGAUUCAGAGUACUGGAGGCAAGAGUGGGAGCGUAACGAAGACGAGAGGGCAAUCGUGGAUAUCGACGUCAGAGGAUGGGUUUACUCGCCGCACAAAGGGCCCAUGACUAGACGCAACCGGAUUCUCAUCGGGCUCGCGCGCCAGUUGAGCGGCAUCCCUGCACCCAGGCAGGAUGCCCCUGCCUCAGAUUCGUUAGGGGCGCUUCACCAGUCCCACGAAGAGAGGAGGGAGCAGGAGAAGAUUGCGAAAGAGGCGGCAGAGAUUGAGAAAAGGGGCCAGGAGGAGAGGCGCGUGGCAAAUCGCGGUGGCUUCAGUGAAGCGGCCCGAGAGGAGGACGACGACGAUGCCGGUAGCAUAUAUCCCGCGAGGUCAAGAUCUCGUAGUGGCACCCGGACGCCCAUGACAGCCCCGGGAUCGCCCAAGAUGCCAGCUAGGCAGUACACGAACGGCAACGAGCUUUCGGAAGCUGAACUUUCCGUCGCAAACGCGAACCUCAUGGCUAGGAUAGCGCCAUUUAUGACGACACCCCUGAUCCAGCUUCCCAUCACCAUAUUCUUCUACAACGAUGAGAAGUCGGCUUCGCGGACGGUGCAGACCAAUGAUGCCGGCCACUUUGUCAUACGAGCCGCCUUGGAUUUCGUUCCGACUCAUGUCCGAGUCCUAGCCAACCAAAGCCUGUCGGCAGUUCAAGAAGUCAAGAUCAUUGAACCAAGGGGGGUUAGUCUGAUUAGCGAUAUCGACGACACCAUCAAGAGGUCCAAUAUCUCUGGCGGCGCGAAGGAGAUCUUCCGCAAUACGUUCAUCCGCGAGCUGAAGGACUUGACGGUCGAGGGCGUCAAGGAGUGGUACAACGAGCUGCACGCGAUGGGCGUCAGCAUACACUACUGCUCCAACAGCCCAUGGCAGUUAUUCCCAGUUUUGGCAAGCUACUUUAUGAUUGCCGGUUUGCCUCCCGGAUCUCUCCACCUCAAACAGUACAGCGGUAUGCUCCAGGGCAUCUUCGAGCCGGUGGCCGAAAGGAAGAAGAGCACACUUACACGGCUGAUGAAGGACUUCCCCGAGCGGAAGUUCCUGUUGGUGGGUGACAGCGGCGAGGCUGAUCUGGAAGUCUACACUGAGCUGGUCGAAACCCAUCCAGGACGAAUUAUUGCAGUGUUCAUCCGUGAUGUUACGACACCUGAGCAGAGCGGCUACUUUGAUUCAUCGUUCGAAGGCCCUGCUCGCCAGAAGGCCCCAGCAAUCAGACUUCAAGCCAAGAGCGACGAGCCGGCAAACAGGCCUGGUCUGCCACCACGCGGCGAGAUCAAGACAGUUGGACCGGUCAUGGGCGAUCUGAUUGACUUCUCUGACGAGCCGGAACAGGCGAAUCUGGACGACGCGGCUGCACUUGCUCAACUCAAGGCAAGGCCAAAACCUACCUCAAGUGCGAGCACGUCGGAUCUCGCUAUCCGUAAACCUCCACCACCUCGUCCAGUCAAGCCAGCAGCCCUUCGCAGUGCUCCUUCAGACACGAAGGUGCCUACUCUGGGGUCUAAUGGCGGUUCUGCUCCACCUCCGCCUGCGCCGCGGUCGAGAAAGCCAUCCGCUGACCGAUCCGCCCCUCAUCCGCUGUCACAAAUACACAACGCAUCGCAACAGACGGUUGGGAGCACCAGCAGCUUACCCAAAACAGCAAAGAUACCAGCGUCGACUACCCCAGAGGACAUGAGCAAAGCAUUCAAAGUCCCACCACCGCCCCCACCUCCGCGCCGCAGGGAAACCCCGUCCGGGGCCCGGAGCCUCAGCCCGCGGACCCUCAAUCGGCAGAGACUGUCAAACAACGAUGACAUCGACUUUGAAGCCCUCCCACCGUCUGCCGGUUCUCAGCCGCCAGCAUUCGCAAAGACCAAGUCGAACAGCCUCAAGUCGGGAGGCACAUCUCCAACGUUGGGGUCUCCAACGAUGGGACCAACAUACCCCAACAGGAAGCACGAGUUAUGGAUGCGCCGUCUGCAGCGUGCGCAGGAAGUAUUGGAGCAGCACGGAGUCGCCUUGUACACGUGGCGGAGAGGCGAUGAUGUUGUUGCUGAAGCAGUGGGCAUGGUAGAGGAAGAACUUAAAAGAGUAGGAAAUGGGAAAGGGAACGGAGAGAAGGACGCCCGGGCGGACGGAAAGAGGUUUGAGAGGCAGCUGAAAGCGGAACAACAACACAGGCAGCAGAGGCCGCCGCAACAGCAGUGGAGGUGA